Molecule: messenger RNA, 581 nt
Organism: Oppiella nova
Lineage: Eukaryota; Metazoa; Arthropoda; Arachnida; Sarcoptiformes; Oppiidae
Source: the annotation of a GenBank genome assembly
AGCCCUUUAUUGUGGACUCAGAUAAAGACAUCGAAGGUAUGAAUAUCGAAGAUAUCGUUGCACUUCACAACUUGGUCUCAAUUAAAAUAUAUUCGCUACAAAAAGAAAAUUCAAAUCUUGUCCAACAAGUGAUCAAAUUUAAGACAUUUUACGAUAAGAAUAAAACUGAUGAAAAUGAGACCAAAGAUACAGAGAGUGAAUCGAUGGACACAUUAGCAGACGAUAAGGGAUUUGAUAAAGAUAAUUUACUGAAAGAAGUGGAAAGAAUCAAAAAGAAAUACAGCAUUAAAAGCAAAAAAUUAGAGCAAAAAAUGGUUUCAAUGAGUCAACGGAAUAGGGCUCACAGCCCUUUAUUGUGGACUCAGAUAAAGACAUCGAAGAAUAAAACUGAUGAAAAUGAGACCAAAGAUACAGAGAGUGAAUCGAUGGACACAUUAGCAGACGAUAAGGGAUUUGAUAAAGAUAAUUUACUCAAAGAAGUGGAAAGAAUCAAAAAGAAAUACAGCAUUAAAAGCAAAAAAUUAGAGCAAAAAAUGGUUUCAAUGAGUCAACGGAAUAGGGCUCACGUAAGACAUAAUCAC